CGCGCGCGCACACGUCUCCGAGGAUUAUUUCGCCGUUUCCUGCAAUGCUGGAUGCCCUCAUUUCGGAGUUAUUACAAAUUUGUGUUCUUCCUUCGAAUGGUUCUCUUCCUGCCAUCAACUACGCUCAUUUCUGACCAUCUGUUUCAGAUGGAAUAACUACCAAACAAGCCAAUGCCAAUAACAAAAAUAGCUAAAUAGAUUUUUAUAACAAUGGUCACAAAGAAGAACCAAGAAACGACUCCACUAGAUGGCAAUGAAGAGCCAGUAAAGCUGGAUGCGGUGCUCAAUAGGCUGGGUGCUUUCGGGAAGCACCAGCUGAUCACCAUGUGCAUGCUGGCUCUGGUGUACGCCACCAACUCCAUGUACAACGUCAACUACGUCUUCGCAGUGGAGGAUGUGAACUACAGGUGCAAAGUGGCGGAAUGCGAAUCAGCCGGAACCUCCUUCGUAGUGCCGUGGCUCAACGCGUCAGACUCCGAGCUGGAUAGCACUGGCUUCAAGCAGUGCCACCAGCAUCCCCCUCUCGACAACACCUGCCGCGUCUUCAACACCAGCGUGUCGCGGGAGUGCAAGGAGUGGGCUUAUGAGAUACCUCAUAGCUUUGUGGCUGAGUUCGGCUUGGCUUGCGAGGAAUGGAAGCCUCCACUGGUCGGCACCAUACACAGUUUCGGGAGUAUGGUUGGACUGCUCGUCCAAGGACAGAUCUCAGACAGGUUCGGUCGCAAGACUGCAGCCGUGUUCGCCGGCACCAUGGGCGCCGUGCUCGGUCUGACCAAGAGCUUCGCCACGUCCUUCUGGCUCUAUCUCGCCCUGGAAGGACUGGAAGCGGCCAUUGGUGACGCUUUGUCACCCAUGUUUAUGUUAAGUAUUGAAAUUGUGGAAAAGAAACGCGCAGUUCUCUUCCAAAUGAUACUCCUAAACUGCUACACCAUCGGUCAAAUCAUCAUGCCAUUCAUAGCCUGGGGCGUACCCUACUGGCGCAACUUCCUCAGGGUCAUCUACGCGCCCACCCUCAUCAUCCUCACAUACUCCUUCUUCCUGGACGAGAGCAUCCGGUGGCUGUUCAGCAAGGGAAAGAAAAAACAAGCCAUUAAACUGAUAGAGAAGAUUGCGAAAAGAAAUAACGUGAAAGUGGAAAAAUCCCUGAUAAACAAACUGAACUACAUAGACGAAGAUACAUCAAGUAGCGUAACGGACAGGAAGUUGCUCGUAAAGACCUUCAGGUCCAGAAUAAUGCUGCAGAGAUUCCUUGUGUGCAUGGUUUGGUGGUUCACCAUAACUCUUAUAAACUUCGGAAUGAUGAUCAGUUCAGUGUUAAUCAGUGGGAAUAAAUACAUCAAUUUUGCUCUGCUGAUAAUGAUGGACAUUCCCGCAAACAUCUUCUACUGGUUGGCGCUGGCAAAAUACAAGAGGAAGUUGCCCUUGAUUGCGUCGUUUAUCGUCGGUGGAGUGUUCUGCGUAUCGCAGCCUUUUAUGCCAAAAGCAGGUUACGCGUGGCUCGGGCUGGCGCUGUUCAUGGCGUUCGAGAUGCUGGCCACCUUCUCGUACAACAUCGUGUACAUGUACACGUCGGAGCUGUUCCCCACCUACACGCGCAACUCCAUGCACUCCAUCUGCUCUGCCUUCGGCCGCGUGGGCUCGCUGUUGGCGCCGCAGACUCCGCUGCUGAUGACAUACUGGACCGGUCUACCAGCAGUUAUAUUCGGCCUCACGUCCUUACUGUCCGGCGCCCUGACGCUGCUCAUGCCGGAAACUGCGCGAACGCAACUGCCCGACACGAUCGGAGAGGCGGAAGUCAUCGGGAAGAGAUCCGUCGUCAAAUAUGAUCCGGUCAAAGAUUGCUUAAAGGGAACUUAAAAUGGUUAAAACAAAACUGAGAGAACCAGUAGAAUCAGGUAUCAGAAAAAUUCUGGUAUCAAUAUCAAGGUUUAUCCAAAAUUACAGGUGUAUUUAUAAAAACGUACUCUUACAUCGUUUUAACAUAAGGAAUAGAUAAUGCAUAAUGAAAAUAAGAUGGUAAUGUUCUCUGUGAGUGCCACAACGCCUCAUUUGUGUAAAUGUGCUUAGAAAUUACAAAGUGAAUCGAGUCAAAUAAAUGUACAAACACAUUACUGAGAAUUAUAAAAUAUAUGAAUAUUACAGUUUGUAAAGUUAAAUCACGUCCAUCGUGAACUUAAUGAUAUGAAUAUCAAUUUUACCAUAGUUAUAGUACAAUCCUCCGGCAUUCGAACUCGGAACUUCAAUGAUGAUUCACACUCGUUCUAACCACGAAGCCGUGACUAUUUUUUCUUGUCUGUAUCAGAACGAGGAUAUUGUUUUAAGUAGAGUUUACGGUUCUGUAUAUAAGAUAGA
This is a messenger RNA of Pararge aegeria (speckled wood butterfly), 2352 nucleotides long. Its product is annotated as solute carrier family 22 member 1-like. The transcript is spliced from 8 exons. Gene Ontology annotation, cellular component: membrane. NCBI's taxonomy places the organism in Eukaryota, Metazoa, Arthropoda, Insecta, Lepidoptera, Nymphalidae. Gene Ontology annotation, molecular function: transmembrane transporter activity. Bases 211 to 1857 code for a protein of 548 amino acids. The record is from RefSeq and is a predicted model, not a curated record. Gene Ontology annotation, biological process: transmembrane transport.